Schistocerca serialis cubense is the source of this 1529-nucleotide messenger RNA. It is a transcript of the gene SCCRO3, whose product is annotated as DCN1-like protein 3. NCBI's taxonomy places the organism in Eukaryota, Metazoa, Arthropoda, Insecta, Orthoptera, Acrididae. Gene Ontology annotation, cellular component: ubiquitin ligase complex. Gene Ontology annotation, biological process: protein neddylation; positive regulation of ubiquitin-protein transferase activity. Bases 384 to 1346 code for a protein of 320 amino acids. The transcript is spliced from 3 exons. Gene Ontology annotation, molecular function: cullin family protein binding; ubiquitin-like protein binding; ubiquitin conjugating enzyme binding. The record is from RefSeq and is a predicted model, not a curated record.
AAGAAAAUCUGAAGUGUGUGUAUUUGACUGUAUUUGUUUUUCUGGCUGUGAAGUGUUCUACUUCAGUGCAAUAAUAUUUUUCGAAGAUAUGAUAAUUGUGGGAACACACAUACUUUAUUGAAAUGACGUGGCAGAUGUUUAUAACUGAUAUUAUUAAAUAAACAGAGAGCUCGAUUUUCAGGGAAAGUAAACAUGACGUACGGCCGCCAACUACGGUCUUCUGCUGUGAAUGUGCAAUAUAAAUCCUCCUUUUACCACACUUCCCGUACUUUGCCUGAUAUUUUAGAGAGGUGACUGCAGUGUUUCCAUAAUACAUAUACCAACAGCCUCUUCAUGAGCGACAAGCAGAAACUUCUAAAUACUGGACGUUUGUUCGAAAACCAAUGGGAAAUUGUUUCUCUUGCUUCAAGGACCCUCCGCCUCCAGUUCCGUCCACAAACGGUCCCCUGGAGAAAGACAAGGAAGAGAUCAAGGAACUGACGGGAGUCCUUAGCUCAGCUGAAGAUAUUAAUUGCUCUCCUUUGGGUACUGUGGAGACACAAAUUAAUGGCAACAGCAAAGGAGCAGGCAUUCCCAGCUUUGUCGUUGGAAGUGAUAAUUAUGGCAGCUUGCACCGUGACAAAACAACUCGGACAUUUUACCCUCGUAUUCCACCUUUGAGUCGCACAUCUGGACUUUCAAGUAGUGAAACAAAAGGAAGGGAACCUUCAGAGUCAAAGCUUAAUGUCCUCUUUGACCAGUAUAGAGACAGCAAUGAGGAUUCUAUUCUAGCUGAUGGAAUUGAGCGACUCUGCAAUGAUCUCUCUGUCUCGCCAGAUGAUUUUAAAGUGCUGGUGCUCGCAUGGCGUCUAAAUGCUGAGCAGAUGUGCCGAUUUACCAGAUCUGAAUUUGUGAAUGGAUGUCGUGCAAUGCGAGUGGACUCUGUACGUGCUAUUCAAGCAAAACUCCCAGAAUUGGUUGCUGAUGUUCUGAAGGACCCUGAAAUGUUCAAAGAUUUGUACCGCUUUACGUUCAGAUUUGGCCUAGAUGCAGAGUCAGGUCAGCGUAUAUUACCGUCCGACAUGGCCAUUUGUCUGUGGCGUUUGGUGUUCUCUGCCUGUGAGCCACCGAUUCUUUCGCGGUGGCUUUUCUUUUUAGAAAAUCAUCCCCAUGUGAGAGGAAUUCCUCGAGACACUUGGAAUAUGUUUCUUAAUUUCUCAGAAGCUGUGGGUGAUGACCUCAGUUCAUAUGACGACACUGAGGCUUGGCCAAGUCUCUUUGAUGAUUUUGUUGAAUUUGAAAAUGAUAAACUGAAUCAAAAUAUAUCGAAAGAUAAAGAAGAAAUAAUUAAACAAGACUGUGAAUAAGCAAGUAACUUGUUUUAUUACUGAAAACUUUGGAUUAUUUUUUUAUUAAUUUAUCACAUGUAAGACUGAUGUUUGCUUAGGAUGCCAUGCUAACUCUAAUUUAUGGUAUCCAGUCAGUAACUGUUUGAAAAAACAUAGCAGUUUUUAUAGCAGCACUGUUUAAUGCUUGUUGAUAUGCUGUUG